Messenger RNA from Puntigrus tetrazona (Sumatra barb), 1410 nucleotides. Its product is annotated as immune-associated nucleotide-binding protein 13-like. The record is from RefSeq and is a predicted model, not a curated record. NCBI's taxonomy places the organism in Eukaryota, Metazoa, Chordata, Actinopteri, Cypriniformes, Cyprinidae. Gene Ontology annotation, molecular function: GTP binding.
AUAAAAUGUUUGAAAGCAGGAACUGCUGCACUUUGACUCUUAGAGAGAAGAGAGAGACGGCGAGAACAAUGACUUCAACACAUUCAGUGAACGAUUUGAGAAUCGUUCUUCUGGGGAAAACCGGAUCAGGAAAAAGUGCAGCAGGAAACACCAUCCUGGGCAAAAUGCUUUUGAAAGCGUCAACCUUGAGAUCAGCCAAUAUACUGUGUGAGAAACAGCAAGGAUUAGUUCAUGGAAGGACUGUCUCUAUAAUUGAGACUCCGGUGUUUAACACAGCUAUGAAUAAACAGCAGCUGAAGGAUGAAUUAGAAAAGUGUGUAGAGAUGUGCUCUCCUGGUCCUCAUGUGUUUCUGCUGGUGCUAAAGCUGGGUGUGAGAUUCACAAAAGAGGAGAGAGACGCAGUGAAAUGGAUACAGGAGAACUUUGGAGAAGAAGCUUUGCGUCGUACCUUCAUUCUGUUCACUCACGCUGAUCAGCUGAAAGGAAAACCUCUGGACGAGUACAUCCAUAAAAGCACCUAUUUACAGGAAAUCGUUGACAGCUAUGGAGGCAGAUAUUACUUAUUUGACAAUGAGAACAGAAAGAAUCAAGAUCAGGUCACAGAACUAUUGAAAAACCUGAGGAAAAAUAAUAAGAUGAAUUACUAUACUCUUGAGAUGUUUAAAUCAACUCAGGCAGGAAUUGCGAGGAAGGAGUGGAUAAAUAAGGUAAAAGUUGUAUGUAGCGUUGCAGUGCUGCUUCUCGGCAUCGUUUGUGCAUUUCUGCUGCUACAGGAGAAGAUGUCUUUGCAGCUGUCAGAGAUUUCAGAGAUGCAGGAGAAAACAGCACCGCAGCUGCUGGAGAUUUCGCAGGUGCAAGAGAAUUCGUCGUCGCAUCUGACAGAAAUUUCGCAGCUAGAGGAGAAACCAUCAUUACAGCUGCCAGAGAAGGAGAUUUUGGAGAUACAGGACAAGACGAUGUCACAGCUACAGGAAAACAUGAUGUCACAGCUGACGGAGAAGAUGAUGUCACAGCUACAGGAAAACAUGAUGUCACAGCUGAUGGAGAAGAUGAUGUCACAGCUGAUGGAGAAGAUGAUGUCACAGCUGAUGGAGAAGAUGAUGUCACAGCUGAUGGAGAAAAUGCCACAACUACAGGAAAACAUGAUGUCACAGCUGACAGAGAAGAUAAUGUCACAGCUGAUGGAAAACAUGAUGUCACAGCUGAUGGAGGAGAUGAUGUCACAGCUGACAGGAGAAGAUAAUGUCACAGCUGACGGAGAAGAUGAUGUCACAGCAGAUGGAGAAAUGCCACAGCUACAGCAAAAGCUACUGGAGAAGAUGAUGUCGUGAUGAUGACAUGCUACAUCUCUUUUACAUCUUUUUUUCUACAAAAUAAACAACACAAAAUCCCUACUGUCAAAUAAACACA